GGACAGGGCAGAACAGAACCGAGAGAAAGAACAAAUAGGUACCCGAUACCAUCACAAUACAAUACAAGCAGUUUGUUGCCAUUAUCAUUGAACUUCAUGAAUUGGAGUUUGGCAAAGCACAAAUCAUAUUCAUUCACCAAUAGAGAAAUAAAUACGGAAACAAAGAAAUAUGCCUCGCAGGUCUAGCCAGAGCGGAGGAGACGGCGAAAUCGGGGCCAGCAGCAAAGGAAGCAGGCGAUGGAGGUCUAGGUCUCGGACCCGGUCCCGCAGCCGGGGCCGAAAGCAGAAGCUACGACAGCAGCAGCAGCAGCAAAUCGCCGGCGACACCUAUUACCAAGCCCCCCCCGAUCACAUAGAGGCCAACGGCAGCGAGUUCGCCUACGUGACAUCCCCUCCCCCCGUCCCGAAAGCGGGUCUUACGGGAAACAUUUCGAGCCUCUUUCGGAAGUCGUUCAAGCGGGGAAGCAGCGGCGGCGAGCGGCACACGAACGAAGCUUCGGCGCACCCGCAGAGCCACCAGCAGCAGUACCACCAGCACCGGAUCUACACCCCGCCAGUAGAGGCGGGCGGUUCUGCCCACAGCCCCUCCGCGUACGACCCGAACAACAGCAACCACAGCAGCGGAAUCCAAAUGCUCGGUUCCUCCGCUUCGCAACAGCAAGAACAACAAAAACAGCGAUCGUCGCGGUUCGGCAUCGGAGGCAAGAAGAAAGGGCGAAAGAGUGACCGCUCCAACAACAACAGUGGCAGCGAAAAUCACUACCCGGGCGCCGGUUCCGGCUAUAGCAUGAGUGGCGGUCGCAGCGUUGCCAGCGGGACCAAUUCGCGCCUGUUCUAUUCGAAUGCCGACGACGAUUCCGACUCGGAGGAUUCCUUCGACGAACGGAGCCGGAGCAGUCGGGUUCGAUCGGCAUCGACCAAAAACACGUUCACCACCGGAGAUGGAUACAACACCUCGGGCGUGGACGAGUCGUUUCUGACUGAUGGAAGCGGGUCUUUGUCGAGAUCGCAAUCGCAAUCGUCUCGAUACAGCCAUUCGUCCAAAAAGAAGUCGAAGCGGCAUUCCACGAAAAGAGACGACGAGGACGAAGAAAUACCAAGCACCACCAUUUUGAGAUAUCGCGGGUUUUCCACCAGCAUCAAGAACCUUUUUUUGGACGAAGCGCUAGUGUGUGCUAGCAUGGGGUGUUUCGGGCUUAUUCUUUCGAAUCGGACGGAAUUCCUCUUGCAACUACGAAACGAUCGCCGGGGCGUCCAAUGGGGACGCAAUGCCAACCGACAAACGCUUCCUAGUAGGAUUGUGGCGUAUGCACUGCUGCUAACCUUGCUCCUCAUCGGGUUCACCUUUGUCAUUUGGGGGUUCGGGAGCAACUCGGAUAACAAGAAACCCUUUGCCUUUAACAAUGGCUCGUACAAUAAGGGUGGCAGCAGUAGCAGUAGCGCAAACAACAACAACUACGACAAUGCCAAUGACGACGCGAACUAUAAUAACUACAAUAAUGACGACGGAGGAUACAACGGCGACGAUGCAAACGCAAACGGCGAUUACAAUUACAACAACAACAACGAUGAUGAUGAUGAUGAUGAUGAUGCCAACGGUAGACGCCAGCUUGGAGGAUCUCCUGGCGAUCGAAAGCAGCAAAAGCAUUGUGUGAACGGAAUUUUUAAGAUUCGCGACAUGAAGGAGUCAAUUUGGGAGCCGGCGAUCGACUUUUUGAGCGAUGAAUGGUACCGCCCCUAUCAGGAACAACAGGUGGAGAGACAACGACAAAAUCGACGACAGAACCACGAAAUAUCUGGUCAUAAUCAUUGGAUGUUUCGACGUGAUCUCGAGAAUUAUGCAGACGACAACUACAACACCAACGAUGACUUCUCUUCCUUAUCCGCGACUUCGUCGUCGCGAGAUGUGGCUUCGGAUCUACGACUUUCGUUUAUCUUUGCAUUUUUGAUCGUACUGGGAGUUCUCGGUCGUCGCCGUCGCAUGAGGACUAGGUACUAUAUUGUUCGAGCCAGAGCACAAGAAGACCACCUCUUCUAUGCCUCGUCGGGCAGCGGUAUCAAACGUGUCGGCUUCCAAGAUUCGCGUGAAGAUCAAUACGAGGGUGCAUGCAGCCAUACUCUUUGCGGAUGUUACCCGACAGAUCCGCCACGAGAAGGAGAUGAGAUCGAAGACGAAGUCCAGGUCAACGACGAUGGUGUCAGCCAACGGAAGAAGAAACCGCACAACGAAGAUUUUGUAGGUCGAGGUUUCAACUGUAUUUUAGGCAUGUGCUGCGGAGUCGUCUGUAGAUGCUGGUUUCAGUGUCUCAGUAUCUGUGCUCUGGCACAGGAGGCCAGAGAAAUGCGCCUUUUGGUACCAACGCGAUUCCAACGAGUUGAUUACAUAACCCACCAACCGUUUCACGACUAUCAGAAGGAAGUUAUUGAUCUGAGGCGGGGAUGGAUGGGAAAGACGCGCAAAAAGUCGGGCAUUAUGCCUCAUUUCAACGCGCUUAGCCGACUUUCUCGACACAUAUUGGUUCUUUCGAUUUCAUUAACAGUGAUAAUUGGCGCGACUCUGUUUUUGAACCCUCUAGCUUCAUUCUCGUGGCCUGAUGUGAUAAUCCUAUCUGCUACAUUCCUUCAAUCCUUUUUGGUCAUAUGGAUUGUUCAUUGGAUAUUUCACAAGAGUGAUCUAAGUCUGGAUGCUGUUAUCAAAUUCUUCGCAGCAGGAUUUGUGAUUGCUGUUCCUUCUGCCUUUUUCUUCGAGGGACUUUUGGUCAACAUUACUCUCAGCACGGCCUAUUUUGGUUAUGGUCUGGGGCAAUUCAUGGGCGGAGACACCUUCGUGGAGUGGGUUUCCCAGCAGUAUCAAGUUUUUUGGAUCCUCGUUGAGAUUUUCAACGCAUAUAUUGUCGCCGCAGUCACAGAGGAGCUGUGUAAGUACUACACAUUCCGUUGUGUGGAGCACCCCGAUUUAAUUUUUUUGACGGGUUUGGUUUCGAACACUCAAGACGAACGCGCCCUCGAGGGUGGUGUAGUGAAAUAUCCAUUCAGUUCUCAUCAAGUCCAACAGACUAACGCAAAGAAUCCAUACGAUGACGACGCUUCGCAUUAUUCGAGGAGCUCUCACCGCAGCAAGAGCUCGGGGAGAAAUACUGGUCUUGAUCCAAACGAGGACGACUUUGAGGAAGAUGAUCAAGAUGUUCGAACACAUAGGCAAAAGGCUGCUGCCGUCACCACGGCCAUGAUAAGCGUGGCGGUAGGUCUAGCAUGCGCCGAAAAUUUCUUGUACGUCUUCUUGUUAGGCGGAACGGGUGCUGGCGUAAGCGAUGAUGGAUCUUCGGCUAUGGAUGGGUAUCUCCAGGAAUGGAUAGUGUUAUUAUUCCGUUCAAUUUUUCCCGUACACGCCCUGGCGGCCGCAAUGCAGAGCGUCAACAUGAUUCGAAAAUUUGUUGAGGCUCAAGACGUCAAUGGUCAUCGAAUUGGUGUUGGUCGAAUCAUUCUUCCAGCAGUGAUCAUGCAUGGAACCUUCGAUGCUAUUCUACUGGGAAUAAAUAUCUUCAUCGAAACUUCAUGGGACGAAUAUUUGGAGGCUAACGGUGGCAAUAUUGACGAUGAAAACGCAACUCCAUACAGCCCCUUUGUGGUUAACGUUGUAGCUUGGUUGAGUAUAACUCUAGUCAUGUUAUCCGGUUUUCUUUGGUACUACAAAGAGAAUCGAAGCCAGAGGCUACGGCUGAUUGAGUUAGAAGAACAAGAAAAAGCAAAUCUGGUGGGGACUUCCGGGUACACAAGCCCAAGAGCUCCUCAUGUGUCCGAGGUCGAGCUCGUGUGAAGUUGGAAUGAAAUACUGAAAGCGACAGGACAGAUCGCUUUUUAAAUCACAAGAUAUCGCCAAUCAAUGUCAUGAGACGAUUUCACUGAAACAAAUUAAAAUAAAUUUAUGUCU
Pseudo-nitzschia multistriata is the source of this 3931-nucleotide messenger RNA. The record is from the annotation of a GenBank genome assembly. NCBI's taxonomy places the organism in Eukaryota, Bacillariophyta, Bacillariophyceae, Bacillariales, Bacillariaceae.